Molecule: messenger RNA, 258 nt
Organism: Linum trigynum
Lineage: Eukaryota; Viridiplantae; Streptophyta; Magnoliopsida; Malpighiales; Linaceae
Source: the annotation of a GenBank genome assembly
AUGAAAGAGAUAGGGCAUCGUCAUGUCUCGGCGGCGGCUCUGGAUCUGGAAUCGAGAUGGAGGGCGAGGCGCUGGCGGCAUGUGGGCAGUAUCGAUUCCCGGUGGCGGCUCUGGAUCUGGAAUCUCGACGGACUGAGAACCACCGCGAUAGGGAUAUCAGCCAAGAUAAUUGAGGGAAGAGAUGUUCGUCGUCGACGACUGGGGAUGAGGGAGUCGGAGAGGGAAGGCGGCGUCGCGGAGAGGCGCCGACAGAGUUGA